AUGUCAAGUUAUUCAUCUUUAUCAUCUACUACUAUGACAACAAUGUCAACUACUACUACUCAAAUGCAACAAAAUCAAAAAAACUUAUAUAAACCAAAGAGAUCAAGUUUGAUUAAAAUCCAAAAACAACAAGAAGAAAACGUUGCUAUUCUUGCAAAUACAAAAGAAGAUAGUCCAAUUUACUUGGAAAUUAAUAGUGUUAUGUCUGAAAUAGAAAAAUUUCGUGCUAGAUUACAUGACCUUAGUAGAAUUCAAGAACAAAGAUAUAGUGAUGAUUCUAUUUCUGAUUCUCGUAAUUUUGAUGAAUAUAAUGAAACUUCUGAAAUGAUGAUGCAAGCUGUUCAAAAUCAACUAGCUGUUGUUAGGCAACAUAUUACUUCUAUAUUAGAUAAUUAUGAAUCUUUAGAUGAAAAUCUUCUCACUGUUAUUAUGACUUAUAAUGAAGAAGUUAAUAUAGCUUUACAAGAAGCUUUACAAGAAGUUCCAAGUCUUUAUAAUAAUCAACCUUCUUCUCCUUUUCAAGCUGACCAAAAUUUUCAACAAAUUAUUGAAGCUCAAGCCAUUCAAAUUCAUUUUUUGGAAAAAGCUAAUUUUAAUAAUAUUUUUCAACUUAUAACUGAUAUAGAACGUUGUCAAGAUUUACUUUCAAAUUUUACUAAAUUAAAUGAUGAUAUUGAAAUUAAUUUAGUUAAUUCUAAAGAUCUUUUCCGAAAAUAUGAUUGUAGAACUCAACUUGAUCUUAAUAAUGAUUGGUCAAAACAAUUCUUAAGUGGAGUUUUACAACGUCAAAUAAUUGACUCUAUUUUAGAACAUUCUGAUAUUUAUUUUAAUGGAACUUUACAAGAUACUUUAAAUCAUUCAAAAAAACGUGAUAGUUUUUUAAGAAGAAAUACUAUUCAAAAGAUAAAUCCUGAAGUUUACGCUGUUCUCGGUUCUAGAGAUUAUGAUGGUUUCGAUCAUCCUUUUAUCGAAUUUGUCUCGGAAAAAGUUAUUAGUAUUAUGAACACUUAUUGUAAUAUUAAAUCUCCUGAAAAGUUAAUCAAAAUUAAUGAAUCAGCUUCUGAAGUUGUUCAUAGUGUUAUAACCGUUUUUUAUUUUAGAAUGCAAGCUCAAGAACCUGUUACUCAAUUUCAAUGGAUUGAAAAUGGAAUUAAAAUUGAUUCGGAAACGAUGAAAAGUGGUUGGGAGUCGAAAUUCGAUGAAUUUACUACUGAUCUUUGUUUUUUUCCCUUAAUUGGUAGAAAAUUAGUUAAUCAACAAAAAUUAAAAGUUUACACUAAAGCAAAAGUUUUACCUUAUCGUAAACAAUUACCCAUUGAAAAAAAUUUAGCUAGUAGAAAAAUAUCUCUCGAAAAAUUACCUGGUUAUUGGCCAUCAUCUCAAAAUUAA
Dentiscutata erythropus is the source of this 1389-nucleotide messenger RNA. The record is from the annotation of a GenBank genome assembly. Lineage: Eukaryota; Fungi; Glomeromycota; Glomeromycetes; Diversisporales; Gigasporaceae.